Mobula hypostoma (lesser devil ray) is the source of this 8483-nucleotide messenger RNA. RefSeq names its product NXPE family member 3-like. Bases 154 to 1893 code for a protein of 579 amino acids. The transcript is spliced from 6 exons. The record is from RefSeq and is a predicted model, not a curated record. Lineage: Eukaryota; Metazoa; Chordata; Chondrichthyes; Myliobatiformes; Myliobatidae.
GGAGGUGUCAAUGUUUCCAGCUGAAGCCGAAAGGUCCGCGUGAUUCCAAAAGGAUCCAAGUGUUCGGACUUCGGACUGACCAAUCCGCAGCCGACGCGCACAUUAUAAGUGGUUAACAGAUUGGUGUGCGCGGGAGUACCUGAAUUUACCGAUAUGGACAAACGAGCUAAAUCUAAAGACGUUUAUGUCCAGCGUUCGCUGUUCGUGUUUUUGAUGCUGUUAGCUCUGACACUGGUCUUUCUAACCCUGCAGAAGACAAAGUUCAAGCAGUUUUCAACUCCCAGAGGAAAGCCUGAAAGUAGCAAAUAUCCAGGUCUGAAAGAUUAUUCCACAAUACAGCAGGAAGACAAAGUACAGGAGACUGAAUGGAUACACAGGCUGGUGCAGUUUGGGUAUCUGAAAAACAGCUUCACUCCUGAAGAAAGAUUGGAGGGUUCAGUCCUGAUGAAAAUGAUUGAAUGGCCAAAGCCUCCCAUUGCCGAAGUUCCCUUUCAGAAAAGCAGUGACCCAUCACAUACUUGCUUUGUUAUUUUAAAUUCUGGAAAGACUUUCUAUGUCGGAGAACAGUUACAAGUGAUGCUGCGUAUGUAUGAUUUUGAAAGAAAUCCAAAGCACUACGGGGGUGACUAUCUCCAAGCCCGGAUCCACACUCCAGAGUUGAAAGCCGGUUCAGCAGGAACAGUUAUAGAUCACCAAAAUGGAACUUAUCACAUCAAUUUUACUUUAUUCUGGCCAGGAGAAGUCCAAGUGUCUGUUUCCUUGGUUCAUCCCAGUGAAGGGAUCGAAGUACUUUGGCCACUUCGUGAAGAACAGCCAUUUAGAAUAUUUUUGACAAGUACUUUCAAAUAUGGGGCUAUUUCAGAGGCUACCAUAUGCAAUGUAUUUUUACCUCAAACUAAACCAAUUUGUAACUUUACUUAUCAUAACACUGGGGAGCCGUGGAUCUGCUACAAACCAAAGAAUCUUCCCUGCUCUUCUGAUGUCAGCUAUAAACAAGCAGGAUACGUGAAGCUGCCUUUGGCCGGGGAAGACCUCAGAUUUUUCCAAAUUGGAGUGACCGUCAAGAGACCCAUAUUACCCUGUGGCAUUGGUCAUGUAAUCGUAAAGCCAUCUCCACGACAAAGCUCAGCCACAGAUCUCGGGGAAUGUGUUCGGGGAAAGCCAGUGGUAUCACCGGCUGGCUUUUAUUUUAUGAACCGAUGGACAUCAACAACCUGUAAUAUUUGUCACUUUGACACUCCUGCAAAAAUUACAAAGUGCCUUCGUGGGAAAAAAGUGUAUCUGCUUGGAAAUUCUACAAUACGCCAGUGGUUUGAAUACCUGAAUGUCUUCCUUCCAGAUCUUAGAAAGUUCGAUCUUGGCAACCGUACUAGGGUUGGCCUUUUGUGUGCUUUGGACAAAGAAAACAAUAUCAUGCUGGAACAUCAUGCUCACGGCCCACCAAUGCAAUUCAGAAGUGUUUCAAGUCAUCAUUUGUACUAUAUUUCAAAAACACUGGAUGAAAUUGAAGAAAGGAAAGACGUAGUUAUUGGCAUCACCUUAUGUGCCCAUUUCAACACUUUCCCUCUGGAUGUUUACAUCAGAAGGCUGCAGUAUAUCCGGAGAUCAAUUCUACAGCUGCUCAGCAGGAAUCCAGAUACAGUGAUUGUUAUAAAGACUGGGAAUGUAUGGGAGCCUAGAGCAGGUUAUAUUCUUAACUACAAUGACUGGUUCUCUUAUCAACUCGAUGUAUUGAUGAGAAGAAUAUUUGUAUACAUGAACGUUGCAUUUGUGGACGCGUGGGAAAUGACCAUAGCCCACUACUUGCCCCAUAAUAUACACCCUCAACAAAUUAUUAUAAAGUAUGAAAUAGACGUGUUUCUUUCAUAUGUGUGUCCUUCUGAAAAGGAAUAAAGGUAUUUGCUUACCAUGUAAAGCAAAAUCUAGAUAAUAACAUUGGAAAUAGACUUAGGAUGUAGACAUAGAAACCUACAGCACAUUACAGGCCCUUUGGCCCACAAUGAUGUGCUGACCAUGUAACCUACACGACAAACUGCUGAGAAUUUCCCGACCGCAUAGCCCUCUAUUUUUCUAAGCUCCAUGUACCUACCCAAGAAUCUCUUAAUACCUUAUUGUAUCCACGUCUACCACCAUCGCUGGCAGUGCAUUCCAUCAGCCCACCACUCUGUGUGAAAAACUUACCUCUGACAUCCCAUUAUACUUACUUCCACGCACUGUAACACUAUGCCCCCCCUGUGUUAACCAUUUCAGACCUGAGAAAAAUUUCUGGCUAUCCACACGAUCAAUGUCUCUCAUCAUCUUAUACACCUUUUUCAGGUCACCUCUCAUUCCCUGUCUCACUAAGGAGUAAAGGUCACGUUCACUUAACCUAUUCUCAGAAGGCAUUGACCCCAAUCCAAGCAACAUCCUUGUAAAUCUCUUCUGCACUCUCUCUAUAGUAUCCACAUCCUACCUGUAGUGAGGUGACCAGAACUGAACACAGUACUCCAAGUGGGGUCUAACUGAGGUCUUAUAUAGCUGUAACAUUACUUCACAGCUCUUGAACUCAAUCCCACGGGUUCCCAAUGCACCAUACGCCUUCUUAACAACACUGUCAACCUGUGCAGACCCCAAGAUAUCUCUGAUUCUCCACACUGCCAAGAGUCUUACCAUUAAUAUUAUGUCUUCAAAUUGACUUACUAAAAUGAACCACUUUACACUUAACUGGGUUGAACUCCAUCUGCUACUUCUCAGCCCAGUUCUGUAUCUUAUUGGUGUAUCACUGUAACAUCUGACAGCUGUCCAGACUAUUCACAACACCCCCAACCUUUGUGUCAUCAGAAAACUUACUAACCCACCCUUCUACCUCCUCAUCCAGGUCAACUAUAAAAAUCACAAAGAGGAGGGGUCCCAGAACAGAUCCCUGUGGAACAGCACUGGUCACCGACCUCCAUGUAGAAUAUGAACCAUCUACAAUCACCCUUUACUUUCUGUGGGAAAGCCAAUUCUGGAUCCACAAAGCAAGGUCUCCUUGGAUCUCAUGCUUCAUAACUUUCUGAAUGAGCCUUGCGUGGGGUACCUUAUCAAAUGCCUUACUGAAAUCUAUAUACACCACAUCCACUGCUCUACCUUCGUCAAUGUGUUUUGUUACAUUCUCAGAAAAUUCAGUCAGGCUCCUAAUGCAUGACCUUCCCUUGACAAAGCCAUGCUGACUAUCCCUAAUCAGAUAAUGUUUCUCCAAAUGCUCAUAAAUCCUGCCUCUCAGGAUCUUCUCCAACAACUUGCCACCACUUAAAUAAGACUCACUGAUCUGUAAUUUCCUGGCUUAUCUCUACUCCCCUUCUUGAACAAGGGAACAACAUUUGCAACCCUCUAAUCCUCUGGUACUUCUCCCUAUAGAUGACUCAAACAUCAUCGCUGGAGGCUCAGCAAUCUCCUCUCUCACUUCCCACAGUAGCCUAGGGUAUAUCUUGUCCAAACCCAGUGACUUAUCUAACUUAAUGCUUUUCAAGAGCUCCAGCACAACCUCUUUCUUAAUGACUAUAUGCUCAAGUGUUUCAGUCCUCUGCAAGUCAUCCCCACAAUUGCCAAGGUCCUUUUCCCUGGUGAAUACUGAAGCAAAGUAUUCAUUAAGUACCUCCGCUACCUCCUCUGACUCCAUGCACAUUUGGUCCUAUUCUCACAUGGCUCAUCCUCUUGCUCUUCACGUAGUUGUAGAAUGCCUUGGGGUUUUCCUUAAUCCUGUUCACUAAGGCCUUCUCAUGGCCCCUUCUAGCUCUCCUAAUUUUAUUCUUAAGCUCCUUCCUGGAAACCUUGUAAUUUUUCUAGAGUUCUAAUAUUACCUAAUUUCUUGAACCUUUCGGAAGUUUUUCUUCUUAACUAAAUUUUGCACAUCCUUUGUACACCAUAGUUCUUUUACUCUAUCAUCCUUUCCUUGCCUCAAUGGAACAUACCUAUGCAGAACGCCAUGCAAAUGUUCCCCGAACAUUUGCCACAUUUCUGCUAUGCUUUCUACCCUGAGAACAUCUGCUGCCAAGUUUCUGCCCAACAGCAUCAUAUUUCCCCCUACCGCAAUUAAAUGUUUUUCCAAAUUGUCUGCUCCUAUCCCUCUCCAGCGUUAUGGUGAAGGAGAUAGAGUUGUGAUCACUACCUCCAAAAUGCUCUCCCAUCAAGAGCUCUGACACCUGACCAGGUUCAUUUCCCAAUACCAGAUCAAGUUCAGCCUCUCCUCUAGUUGGCCUAUCUACAUAAUACAUCAGGAAACCUUCCUGAACACACCUAACAAACUCCACCCCUGGCUUUAAGGAGAUGCCAGUCAAUCUUAGGAAAGUUAGUCUCCUAUCAGAAGAAUCCUAUUAUUAUUGCACCGUUCCAGAAUCUGCCUCCCUUUUGGCUCCCUGAUGUCUCUGUUACUGGGUAGGAUGUUAAAGGAAGGAUGUGGGGUCGAUUUUUAAAAAAAAAGAACAUCCAGUAGAGUUAUUAGCUCCUUCCUGUUUCUGACUUUCACCCACACUGACUCAGUAGACAAUUCCUCCAUCAAUUCCUCUUUUUCUGCAGCCGUGAUACUAUCCCUGACUUGCAAUGCCUCUUUUGCCUCCAUCCUGUCCUUCUUGAAACAUCUAAAGCUUGGCACACUCAGAAGUCAUUCCUGCCCGUGACGUCCAAGUCUCUGUAACAACCACAACGUCACAGUUCCACAUACUGAUCCAUGCUCUAAAUUCAUCCACCUUAUUUAUGGUACACCCUGAAUUAAAAUAGACACAUCUCAAACUAUCUGGCUGAGUUAAGUUUUACUCUAUCAUCUGCCUUUCCUUUCUCACAAACUCCCCACCAGCUGGCUCUUCUUCAGCACCAACUGCCUCUUCAGUUUGGUUCUCAGCCCCCUGAAAAUCUAGUUUAACCCCUCCCCAAUAACAUUAGCAAACCUUCCUUCCAUAACAUUGGUUCCCCUUCAGUUCAGAUGCAAUCUGUCCCACUUGUACAGCUCACCCCUCCCCCCACCCCCCAGAAAGAUUCCAGUGAUUCAAGAACUUGAAACCAUCUCCUCAGCCACUCAUUCGUCUGCGCUAUCUUCCUGUUCUGACCUUCCCUAGCCCGUUACACUGGGAGAAAUCCGAAGAUUACCACUUUGGAGGUCCUGCUCUUCAGCUUCCUUCCUAACUCCCUAAACUUACUGCACAGGACCUCUGCUGCUCUCCUGCCUAUGGCAUAGGUACCAGCGUGUACCACAACCUCUGGCUGAUCACUCUCCCCUUCAAGAAUAUUCUGCAACUACUCAGAGACAUCCUAGAUCCUAGUACCCGGGAGGCAACGCACUAUCCUGCCUUCUCUUUUGCUGCUGAAGAAUCUUCUAUCUGUCCCUUAACUACUGAGUUUCUUAUGACUAUUGGUCCGCCUGACUUCACCCUACCAUUCUGAGGCUCAGAGCCGGCCACGGUAAUAUUGGUCUGGUUGCUGCUGCCUUGCCCAGAUAGGACAACCCCUUGAGCAGUAUCCAAAGGGGUCUGCCUGUGGCUGAGGGGAAUGGCCACAGGGGGACCCUGCACUGACUUCUUGCUCCCUUUACCUCUCUCGGUCUUCACCCAUCUACUCCCUGAAUUCUGCACUGGGUGUAACCACCUGCUCAAAAGUCUUAUCUAUUAAUUGUUCUGCUUCUCGGAUGAUCCUUAAUUCAUCCAACUCCAGCUCCUUAAUGCCGUCUUUCAUGAGCUGGAGCUGGCUGCCCUUCCUGCAGGUGUAGUCAUCUGGGAGACCAUCAGGUUCCAUAAAUUCCCACAUCCUACAGGAGGAGCAUUCCACUGCCAUAUCUGCCAUCCUGUCUGCACUGUACAAUGGGCAACCAAGACCAAAUCAGCAAUAAUGAAAGGAAAAAGCUACCCUUCUUACCUGUUUCUUUGGCCUCAGCCUCUUCUCAUCGAAGCCUCUAAGUUCCUACUCUGACUGUAGCCCCCAUUCCGAUGAUGGCCGCUCCAAUAGACCCCAUCUCUCUUUCAUGGUUUAAAAAAUAAGAAGAAUAAACCACACAAGGAGAAAGAACUCACCACGUUUCGUGAUGCUCUGCCUGCCUUCCACUGCCGCGAAUGCCUCUGAUGCUUCCCGCGCCUGAGCACUGGCCAUUGUUUUUAAGAAAAACAUCAAGAACUGCAUCUUCCAGCUCUCCACCCUGACCUGUAUCCUGUGACAACCAUCUUCAUUAUCCACACCUCUACCAAUUCUGUGUCAUCCAGAAACUUACUAUCAUCUGGCCCAUAUCAGUCUCCUCAAAAAACUCAGUCAGACCAGAUACCCACUGGUCACACCGGGCAUCCCUAAUCUAUCGUUUUCUUUCCAAGACACAGGAAGUUCCACAGAUGCAACACAUACAAAAUGCAGGAGGGACUGAACAGAUCAGGCAACAUCUUUUGAUAGGAAUAAACAGCUGAUGUUUCAUCCAAGACCUUUCAGCAGGUCUAGGAAGAAAGGGGAAAAAUGCCAGAGUAAGAAGGUGCCCACCUCUUUCCCUUCUUCCCUGGUCCAUUCUCGUCUCUCAUUAGAUUCCUACCUCUUCAGCCCUUUAUGGUUUCCCACCACCUGCCUGCUUCUUACUUCUUCCCCCCCUUAAAAUUGAUGUGCAAUUUUAAACAUGUCAUUUGUUUUGAGAAAUUGAAUUCUAUUCUUUGAAUUAAUUUUUGUCAUGGUUAAUAAAUGCUUUCUGUCACACAUGAUUCAUAUUCAGCUAGCACAGUUUGUUAGCAUUCUUUACUGUAAGCUUCAAUCAAAGUAAUAAUUUUAGCUUUGAUAUUCAACUAUUUUGUUUCAACUUUGAUUUUUGAAUAUCCAGGUUGUUUUCUUUGUGUCUUCACCAGUUGUGUGAAAAUUGAAGUUGCAUAGCAGAGCCAUUAUAUAGAAUUAUGCUAAAGUAAGGGUGGUCAACCUUUUACAUUCCAUGCAUCAAUUUUUUCACGUACGAGUUCUAUAUUAACAUUUUUACAAGAAUUGUGGGGGUACAAGAAUUGUAUGGUGCACCUGAACUUGUGCGUGAAAAAACUUUGAUGGAUGAACGUAAAACAUCGGCCACCCCUGUGCGAAAGGAUUCAUUGAACAACCAUAAUCAUUUCAGGGAACUUUAGGUUUAUUGAUGUUAUUGUCUUAAAUUACGAUCAAUAAUUAAAGUGGUUUGAAGUCUAAAUUAGACAUGUCCGACUGGAGAUGCUAAAAUUAGAAUUAGACCGAAAGGAUACACAAUGUUAGAUUAUGAGAACACUCAGUCCUCUUUUAUUGUCAUUUAGAAAUGCAUACAUGCAUUAAGAAUGAUACAAUGUUUCUCUGGCGUGAUAUCACAGAAAACAAGACUAACACUGACAAAACCACAUAAUUAUAACAUAUAGUUACAGCAGUGCAAAGCAAUACCAUAAUUUGAUGAAGAACAGUCCAUAGGCAGAGUAAAAAAAAUAGUCUCAGUCCCCGAGUCGAUCGACUCCCGAGUCCCCGAUAGCGGCGGCUAAAGGGAGAAACUCCCUGCCAUAAACCUCCAGACACCGUCAACUUGCCAAUACCUUGGAAGCAGCCGACCCCAGCCGACUCGGUACGAGUGCAUCUGUCCGAAAACUCCGAGCUUCCGAGCAGCCUCUCGAGCGCCAUCCUCUGCCGAGCGCCUUCGACCUCUCCCCGGCAGCUGAAACACGCAAAGCCGUGGGUUUCGAGGCCUUCAGCUCCAGAUGUUCCGGUUACCACACAGUAGCAGCAGUAGCAAAGCAGACAUUUCAGAAAUUUUCCAGAUGUUCCGCUGUGCACUCACGUCUGUCUCCAUCAAAUCAGGAUUGUGCACGGUCCCGUACUUGACAGACAACAGAUAUUAUGUCACCAAUAUUACAUCACCAAUAGACCAGAAAUCCUAGAGCUUGGGGAGUUUUAAAUAUCAAAGUUUUACCAACCAAUUGAUAAAAAGGAAAAAUUGCAUGUGAGAAUAAACAUGCAAAUGUUCUUACAAUAACUGAAAAUAAAUAAGCACGAGAAGAUCAUUGCAUAAUUGGGCAUUCAAUUUGUUUUACAAAGGGGAAAAUACUUAACAUAUCUGCAUAAUCUCUGAGUGUGUGGGUUUCAGCCAAGCACUCCGUUUUGAUUCCCCAUUGCAGAGAAGUGCUGCCAGUUGAACUGAGUAUUGCAAAUUAUCCCUUGGUCAAGGGAAGAGUCAAAAGGAAUCAAAGAGGAGCUGACGGCUGUGUAAGAGAGAAUGUGGAGUGGGGCUCAUGGAAUUGUUCUGCUGUGAGCUGGCAUGAACUGGAGCAGCCGAACGCCUGCCUUCUGUGUUGAGAUGAGCAGAAGCUCAGAACGAGUGCGAAGUAAGGGCUUGGAGAGGGUGGGAAUUGGGAAUCUGGAGUUUGAAGUGGAGCAGUCUCUGCAGAAUGUUUUCUAGAAGAACUAGGAGAGGCAAUAUUAUGUGGGCUGGUGGUCCCAGGGGCAGCCUACAUGUACAAUUGCACAUCCAGCCUCCCAGGAGUUGUCUACAUGUAUGUGUAGACUGU